This is a messenger RNA of Nicotiana attenuata, 728 nucleotides long. Its product is annotated as NADH dehydrogenase [ubiquinone] 1 beta subcomplex subunit 7-like. The record is from RefSeq and is a predicted model, not a curated record. Bases 82 to 396 code for a protein of 104 amino acids. Gene Ontology annotation, cellular component: mitochondrion. NCBI's taxonomy places the organism in Eukaryota, Viridiplantae, Streptophyta, Magnoliopsida, Solanales, Solanaceae. The transcript is spliced from 2 exons.
CAUCAAUACACCCCAAAACACAAAAAGAGCAAAAUCUAGAAAGAUCGAAACAGAGGAAAAUCGGGAGCAAAUCGAACUCAAAUGGAGGUGCCAGGUUCAUCGAAGAAGAUGAUAGCAACACAAGCUGAAAUGGUUUCAAACAAAGUGCCAUUAGCAUAUCGAGAUCAGUGCGCACACCUUCUAAUCCCUUUGAACAAAUGUCGACAGUCGGAAUUUUACCUGCCGUGGAAGUGCGAGGACGAGCGCCAUUCAUAUGAAAAGUGUGAGUAUGAGCUUGUUAUGGAACGGAUGCUCCAGAUGCAGAAGAUCCGUGAAGAGGAAGCCCGAUCGAAGCAAAAAAGCCCGGUCCAAGCCCAACAGCCCAUUCCCCUCAUUCCUAAGACUGCCAAUGCCUAGUUUUUCGGUCUUCUAAUUGGGAGCUGAAAAUUGCCAAGGUCCCCGAAACCUAGAGCAUUGUCAGUAGAGUUGGAUUUUUAUUUGAACUUGAUUCUGUUGAGUGAUAAAGAUGGUGGACUCUUUGUACCUCUACGUGAUUGCAAAUAAUGUUUUGUCAUCAGCAGAUUUUAUGCUAUUCAAGACCAGUUUGCCGUUGUGCUAAAUAUUUUGUUUUGUUUCCUCAUAAUACAUGUAAGAUAUAAGUUAGGAUUUAGAUGCAACUGGGAAGGAAGAAUUGGGUACUGAAUCUUAUCUGAAUGAAGAGUUUCAGUUUAUAAGUGUUCUUUGUUUCU